Molecule: messenger RNA, 2141 nt
Organism: Colletotrichum scovillei
Lineage: Eukaryota; Fungi; Ascomycota; Sordariomycetes; Glomerellales; Glomerellaceae
Exons: 1
Coding region: 722-1633 (303 amino acids)
Source: RefSeq, a predicted model, not a curated record
GCAACUGGACCUGGGCUUUUGCUUUUUGGCUCACAAGUGGGUUGGCUGCUCAUCCUUGGAUGACCCCUUCCUUGCUCUCUCCCUCGCUCUCAAUCUGCCGCCAUCUCAAUUUACCUUACCUUCCUGUUCCUUGGCUUGGCUUACUUUCUCUUCCUUAUCCUCUUCCUUUCACUUUCCUCCUCACCUCCUCCAAAUUGUUCUUCUCGCGGGUCAUCCUUCCCCUUCGCCUGACUUUUCAACCUUAUUCGCUCCUUUACCUGUCUAGUCAGUCGCCUUCCGUUGAAGGAAGGAAAAGGCUUCCCGCUUUUGUUCUGUUCUUCCGUGCUACCCACCUACCCACCGGUCAAUUCGUUCCUCUUUCGAUUCUGGCUGCCCGUUCCUUCUUUUGGCUCCUGCUCAUCUUGGGUUGUACGGCGCAUUAAGACGACGCCAGCCUUCCUUACGUGGGCCGUUCCUCGACGCGCGCAGACAUCACAGUCACGCUUCUGGCGUCGCCUGGCCCGGCUGACUCGACGACACACUAUUGGGAUCCCUUUCACCUUCUCCCCGCAAGGCCUUGUGUCCGGAUCCGGUUUGGACUUGCACUCUAAGCGGUUGAACCUCGACGUUCCCCUCCCCCAGAGUUCAACUUCAUCCCAUCUCGAAAUCAUCUCAAGUAGUACUUCCACAUAUCCCCAGACAACGUAGACAGACCUCCACGCCGUCAACAAACCCGCCCAUCAUGGACUACAACCAGCAUCACCACCCGUCAAACUCAAUUGACAACGCCGCAUAUCCCGGGGACUCGAGCUACCAACCCGGCGGUCACCCUUCCAAUUCUAUCAGCAAUGCCGCCUACCCUUCAGACUCAUCCUACCGGCCGUCUGACCCGACGAUGCCCACCGACGACAAGCUCGCUAUGCCCAAUGCCCGUUACUCCCAAUCCUACAACAAUAAUCACAAUGCCGCUCCCGGCGCCGCCAACAGCAGUAGCAGUACACAAGCACAAGCUCAAUUCCCGCCGUAUCCAACCAAUGCUCCAGCACCUUUCCAACAAUCGCCAGGCUGGAACCAGGCGCAGAACCACGACCCCUUGUACUCUCCCGCUCGUGGGCCGAUAGCACCGUGGACCCCGGAUGGCAUGUCCGCCGCGAACCCUAACCUCCCGCCACCACCGCCGUACGACCCCUCGAGACCAGGCACGGGGACUACUAACCCUUCGACGCCUCGCGACCCGAUAUCACCAAACCCCUCGGAGAGUGCCCUUCUCAGCGGACAGCAGCAGCAGCAGCAUGGAGCGCAUUCAACGCGAUCUCAGAGUACCUACACUAGCACCCCACAGCAAGCUCCCGCACCGGCAGCAGCUCACGUAGCCGACGCGGAAUCGGGACAAGGGGAACGGGGCGGGCCGCGCGCCUACUUGCAAUCGAUGACGGGAGGGAUGCCGGCUUAUGGCAACAGUCCUGGACAGCUUGGCCCCGUCGCGCAGGCUAGGAAGAAGAGAAAGAUGAAGCUUGGCAUUCUCGCCGGCGUGCUCUGCGCUGUCUUGGUGUUCCUCAUCGCGUUGAUAGUGGGCGUGCUGGUCGGCAUCGUCAAGGUCAACCAGAAGGAUGAUAAGCCGCCUCCGUCUAACGGACCGCCGAGGCUCUUUUAAUGCGCAGACACUUCCACAAGUGGCACCCCCUCCGUUCCUGCGGCAAUUGUAGCCCCGGCUUGAGAGAUUGCCAUUCUGCCCUCCACUUUCUGGACAAAUUUCGCAUGAAAGGGCGACACAACUUCACCGAUACCCAACUUACUUUUUCUCAACAUAUUCUCUCACUCCUAUUCUCCUUUUCUUUUGUGUUUAUUACACCACCAACAAAGAUUGGUUUUGGACAACUUUGAUUAAUUGGGCGUCGCUUGCGCUGGAGGAAGAUGGAUGGAUGAAUGGAUGAGGAGGGGGGGACGACACGAGGAAGCGACGUUUAAUGUCUUUUUUCCACUUUCUUUACACUUCUCUUUUUUCCCCUCCUCUGAAACACACGAUUUUGGAGUAAAGACUUACUUGAGGAACGGAUUCGCGGAGGGAUUAAGAAACACCAGUAAAGUGUUUCUUCUUGAUCCUAGGAACACCCCGAUAGACGAAAGCUGUGGCUUUGCUGAAGAGCGGGCUGGUCAAUGAG